Molecule: messenger RNA, 1566 nt
Organism: Coturnix japonica (Japanese quail)
Lineage: Eukaryota; Metazoa; Chordata; Aves; Galliformes; Phasianidae
Gene: RTN4RL2
Product: reticulon 4 receptor like 2
Cellular component (GO): plasma membrane
Molecular function (GO): protein binding
Source: RefSeq, a predicted model, not a curated record
CCGAGCCGAGCCCACCCGUGCCAUGCCCCGGGGCGGCGGCUGCCGCUCCUCCUCCCGGCGGCACAGCGGGGGGUAAGGGGCGCGCACCCCCCCCGGCACCGGCCAUGAGCCGACGUGCAGCGGGCAGCGCCUGAGCGCCCGGCCCGGUCCCGCCAUGCGGCCCCCGACGGCUCGGGACCUGCCCCGAGGCGGGCGCCUGGCGGCCCUGCUGCUGGCAGCGCUGGCGUGGGUGCCCGGUGGGUCGCCCGCCUGCCCCGCACUCUGCACCUGCUACGUCUCGCCGCCCACCGUCAGCUGCCAGGCCAACAACUUCUCCUCAGUGCCCGCGGGGCUCCCGCCUGGCGCCCGCCGCCUCUUCCUGCAGAACAACGUCAUCAGGGCGCUGCGGGCGGGCACCUUCGGGCCCAGCACCGUCACCCUCUGGCUCUACUCCAACAACAUCUCCUCCAUCCAGCCGGGCACUUUCCGCCACCUGCCCGCCCUCGAGGAGCUUGACCUGGGUGACAACCCGCACCUCCGCGUCUUGGCGCCCGACACCUUCCACGGCCUCCGGCGCCUCCAGGCCCUGCACCUCUACCGGUGCCAGCUGGCCAGCCUGCCCAGCGCCAUCUUCCGUGGCCUCCACAGCCUCCAGUACCUCUACCUGCAGGAGAACGGGCUGCUCUACCUCCAGGAUGAUCUCUUUGCCGAUUUGGCCAACCUGAGCCACCUCUUCCUGCACGGCAAUCGGCUGCGAGCUCUGUCCGAGGGCGUUUUCCGUGGGCUGCCCAGCCUGGAUCGUCUGCUGCUGCACGCCAACCGCCUGGCCACCGUGCACCGCCGCGCCUUCCGUGGCCUGGCCCGCCUCACCAUCCUCUACCUGUUCAACAACAGCCUGGCAGCGCUGCCCGGGGACCCGCUGGCCGCGCUGCCCUCCCUGCAGUUCCUGCGCCUCAACGCCAACCCCUGGGCCUGCGACUGCCGCGCACGCCCACUCUGGGCCUGGUUCCGUCGCACCCGUGUCUCCAGCUCUCCCGUGCCCUGCGCCAGCCCCCCGCACCGCCGUGGCACUGACCUACGGAACCUGCGGCCCCGUGACUUCGACGGCUGCCCCGAGGAGGACGAGGAGGAGCACGAAGGCAAAGAUGAGGAUGACAGCGAUGGAGGUGGUGGUGGUGGCGGGGCGGUGGCUGUGGUGGGCACCCCCGGGCGGGCGCUAGGCCGCCCUGGCACCCUGCCUGCCGCACCGCCUUCUGCCUUCUACCGUGAUGGGCUGCCACCCCACGACCUGCGGGGCUCCCAGCCCCGGCCACCCCCUCCGUCCCGUGACUCCCGUGGCCCUCCCGGGGAAACCCCUGUGGCUGCGGCCCCCUGCCCGGCCCCCACCCUCCUGCCCCUGCUGGGCCUGCUCCUGCCCCGUCUCUGAGCCAGACCGGGGGGGGCCUCCGGACCCCUCUCGGUUCCUCCUGAGGUGCUUGUGGCAGGAGGUGUCCCCAGGACUCUGCUCCCACCCGUCCCGAGUGAAAAGAACCCACGCAGGCAGCGCGCGGUUGGGAAUUCUUUAUUAAAAAUGGUCUUAUUUUGGGA